UAAUAGAGCAAUAUAAUCACCUUUUGCAACUGAAAUGCUCCUGCAGUGUUGAUCAAUGGCAAGGAAAUAGCCUUCCUCGAACAGAAAAAAGGAAUUUUUCUUUAAAAUAUCAAAGUGAUUGUUUGGCCAUAAUUUGACAAGAAGUCCCGUUAUACCGGUUUGGAGCUUCUUUUUGUGAUUUGUUGUUUUUAUCAUUGAAUGCCUCGUCGAUUCAGUGAAAGGCGUCGCUGGUUAAAUUUUCUACAGAUUGAAAGCUAUCUGGUCUCCGAGCGAAGAAUGAACCGUGUGGAGUUCUUAUUUGCUUUGCUUUCUGCACCGUGUAGCAUUUUUACCUCGUUCUGAAAGCAAGUGAAUUGUUUGUCCAAGUGUGUGGCUGCAUUGGGGCACAAUUGCCAGCUCAUCAUAUUGAAAAGGUUUGCCACGAUAGCGAUACCGGUACACGAGUGGUGUGCAGCUCGGAGAUGAGGAGAAACGUACGUACACUGAUAAAGUACUUGUUUGUAUCAGGAGGAGCGUUGUUGUUUAUCACAUUGCUAAUCCGUUCAUUUAGCGACAAUGCUAAAAAUACUCUCGAUGGGGUGUUUGGGCCGGAAGCACAAAUGCAGAAGGAAUCACACGCAAGAGAAGGAUCUUUCUUUAACAAUCCAUCUAAGAAUGUGCAUCAGAAGCGGAUCGAUUGGCAUAACUAUGAUCUCAUCCAUGAAGAAGCCAAGCGGAGCGGUGUCGGGGAACAUGGAAAAGCAGGCCAGCUUGAUAAAAGCGAACAUGAGAUGAAGGAUAAAUUAUUCAAAAAGAAUGGAUUCAAUGCAGUAUUAAGCGAUAAAAUUUCUCUUAAUAGAUCGCUUCCCGACAUAAGGCAUCGGGGAUGCCGAAAAAAACAGUACUUGAGCGAACUUCCCACUGUAAGUGUCGUCGUUCCAUUCUACAACGAACAUUGGAGUACUCUGUUACGGACUGCUUCCAGUGUCUUGCUGCGGUCGCCUCCGGAGCUCAUCGCCGAAAUUAUCCUCGUUGAUGACUGUAGCACAAAGGAGUUCCUGAAGCAACAGCUGGAUGAAUACGUCGCCGAAAAUAUGCCAAAAGUGAAAGUAGUAAGAUUGCCAGAACGCUCAGGGUUAAUUACUGCUCGACUGGCUGGUGCUAAAAUUGCUACAGCUGAUGUGCUUAUUUUCCUGGAUUCCCACACGGAAGCGAACGUGAAUUGGUUGCCUCCAUUGCUGGAACCUAUAGCCGAAGACUAUCGCACAUGUGUCUGUCCUUUCAUCGAUGUAAUCGAUUGGGAUACGUUCGAGUACCGAGCGCAGGACGAAGGAGCCCGAGGUGCGUUCGAUUGGAAAUUUUUUUACAAGCGUCUACCACUUUUGCCGAGAGAUUUGCAAAAUCCCACUGAACCAUUCGAAAGUCCAGUAAUGGCCGGCGGACUGUUUGCUAUAAGUGCAAAGUUUUUCUGGGAAAUCGGAGGCUACGAUGAGGGCCUGGACAUCUGGGGUGGAGAACAGUAUGAGCUGAGUUUUAAGAUAUGGCAAUGUGGUGGCAAGAUGUACGAUGCUCCAUGCUCGCGCGUCGGUCACAUAUAUCGCGGAUACGCUCCGUUCGGCAAUCCACGCAAGAAAGAUUUCCUCACGCGAAACUACAAACGUGUGGCCGAAGUCUGGAUGGAUGAAUACAAGGAAUAUCUGUAUAUGCGCGAUCGCAAGAAAUAUGAAAAUACGGACGUAGGAGAUAUUUCACGACAGCUGGCGAUACGCGAGAAACUGCAGUGCAAACCAUUCAAAUGGUUCAUGACCCAAGUGGCAUUCGAUCUGAUUGAGAAAUAUCCCCCAAUAGAGCCACCAGACUUUGCGAACGGCGCCAUACAGAGCGUCGCCAAUGCAGCCCUCUGCGUGGAUACGCUAAAUCAUGGCGAAAAACAAACAAUUGGGUUGUACUCUUGCGCUGAGGACAAAAAACAACCACAGCCGAAUCAGUUUUUCCAACUAUCCUGGCAUCGCGAUCUACGUAUCAAGUUCGGUGAGCUUUGCUGGGACGUAUCGGAGAGUGUGCCAAAUGCCAAAAUUCUACUGUACCAUUGUCACGGCGGGCAAGGUAAUCAGUUGUGGCGGUAUGAGCCUGAGACGCAGAUGUUAAAACAGGGCAAAAAUAACCGAUGCCUCGAUAUGAACCCCAAUAACCGAGAAGUGUUCGUGAAUCCGUGUGAUCCUACUAACCCACGACAAAAAUGGCGUUGGGGUUUCAUAAAUGCGACUUCUAUAGCUCAAUGGAAUUCAUACGGCGCUAAGAUAAUCGAGUAGAUAAAACAUAUUAUAUUUUAAAACAGAACUGCUGUACAGUGGUUUGCUCAGUUCUAGUUGCGAAGUAAUUAGAAAGUUUUGCAUUGGUCGGCAGACCGGGCACGCUAUCAUUAGUGAAAACUA
Molecule: messenger RNA, 2414 nt
Organism: Anopheles merus
Lineage: Eukaryota; Metazoa; Arthropoda; Insecta; Diptera; Culicidae
Product: N-acetylgalactosaminyltransferase 6-like
Exons: 2
Coding region: 462-2291 (609 amino acids)
Cellular component (GO): Golgi apparatus
Source: RefSeq, a predicted model, not a curated record